UCUCAGUCCUCCCCUGACACCGUGUGGGCCCAAGACCUUGCCGGCUUCGGGCUCACGGCCCGCCGGCACCAUCCCACCGGCCUGACCCCUGUCACCACCAGUGAGGAGGGCUGUGUUCAUAUUCCCCCAGUCAAUGUAAAACUGCAGGGUGGAACGUAAGAGAUUAUUCCAUCUCUGACUCGCUCCUUUGUUUUUACAUCGACCGGUGUAAUGAACAAUUAGUAAUUGGGCAUUCUGCCGAGGUGUCAGACUUGUUAAUGAGGCAAUUAAACACCUUGGGCAAGACUUCUUCGAAGUCGUUUAAAGUUGCACAAGCGGCAUUUAACCACCUCACACUAACGAAGCUAUUUCCAUCAGCUGAGGUAGGUGCCAAGUGUAAGUUUUGCAGGCUACCAGGAGCCCCCCCGGAGCCCAGUGACUGAACAAAACGGCAGACACCGACUUCAGCCUUUAGCAGGGCUGCCUUCAUCCACCUGGGGGACAUUUUGGGCUGCUUGCUGGCCCCCUGGAGGGUCUCCAACAGAAAGUUGCUACAUUUUCCCGCCUUGGCAGAGCCAGCCUGCCUGGAUACCAGCUGCUUGACCAAUCGACACUGUGGAAAGGUCUGCCCGGAGUCAAGCUGGCCGGAAGCUGAAUGCAGUCUACAGGGUCCAGCCAGGUCGGCUCUGGAUCUCCUUCAGCCUCCUCAUCCUCCUCCUGGUCGCCCUUCAAGUCAUGGAGAAGCUGCAGCCUUCCAGGAACUGCCAGUGUGAGGUGGAGCGUGACCUGCAGCAGAGCACGGGCCAGGGGCUCAACUCUGGCCUCCAGACACCUGACCUGCUCUGGGAGGACAGUUCCCUGCAGUGGCAAAGGAAAGCUGUGCCAGACCCCACUUCGACUGAGGACCUGCAUGUCAGCUGGGAGACCUCUCUGGAAAGCAGCCCAGGCAGCCAAGAGGAGCAUGGGACAUGGCAGCCUGUGGAGAGCAGUAAGAAGGUGGAAGCUCAUCUAUUGCCCACGAGGCUGAAACCCCAGCUCCCUGUCCUGAGAAAAGCAGACAGAGAAAGUCCUUCUCCAAGCCUUCCUGGCAGGAUUGCAACAGUUUUGGCAGAAGCUGUCACCACGAAGUUCAUUGUCUUUGCAAACAGACUGAGCACUAAGGAGAACGGGCAAACGUCACCAGCCAGAAUGACACAGGUGGAGGUACAGAACCAGUCUCAGCCUCAAGCCGUGGCUUCCCCCAGCCAUCAGAGGAGCAGUUCACUGACAGAUCCCGUCCCAAACUCAGCUCAACCCCUGCAGGCAGAGGACUCUUACGAAACACGCCCAGAGACAGGAUUUUUCCCAAACUGGACAGCAGCCUCUAUGGUCGAGGAGGUGACAAAUGGAGGAGGUCGGCAGGCCAGAGGAGUCGCCCCUCAAGGGAAGACGUGUGAGCCCCAGACUGACAUUGUUUUCCUCAAGGUGCACAAGAGUGCCAGCAGCACCGUGAUGAACGUCCUCUUCCGCUUUGGCGAGACCCACAACCUCACCUUCGCCUUCCCCCUUGGCGGGGCCUUCCAGCUCUUCUACCCCCGCCACUUCAUGGCGAGGUUCGUGCAGGGCUUCUCCCCCAAGAGCCCCCAGCGGUUCAACAUCCUCUGCCACCACAUGCGAUUCCUGCAGCCGGAGGUGCGGAAAGUGGUGCCCAGCUCUGCCACCUACUUCUCCAUCCUGAGGAACCCCGUGCAGCUCAUGGAGUCCUCCUUCACGUACUACAAGGGCGCGUCGGCUUUCUCCCGCGUGCGCAGCCUGGAGGAGUUCCUGAGCCAGCCACACCUCUACUACGACCCCGCCAAGGGCGACAGCAACUACGCCAAGAACCUCAUGACCUUUGAUUUUGGCUUCAACCCCAAUGCAGAGGUGUCUGCUGAGCGGGUGCAACUCAUGGUAAAGGCCAUCGAGGCGUCCUUCGACUUUGUCCUCAUCUCCGAGUACUUCGACGAGUCCAUGGUGCUCCUGAAGGAGAUGCUGUGCUGGGACCUGGACAGCGUCGUCUCCUUCCCACUCAACACCAGGGACAGCAGCACCAAGUCCUCCCUCUCGGACAGCAUCGUGGAGAAGAUAAAGGAGUGGAACAGGCUGGACUGGGAAAUCUACACCCACUUCAACAGGACCUUCUGGGAAAGGAUCGACCGGGACAUCGGCCGGGAGCGCAUGGAGCAGGAAGUGAAGGCGCUCCGGGAGCGGCAGGCGGAGCUGGCAAGGACCUGCCUGCAGGGCACGGGCAGCGUGGCCCCGAAGGACAUCAAGGACUCUUCCCUGCGGCCACUGCAGCACGGCGGUGCCAGGAUCCUGGGCUAUAACCUCAAGCAGGGCUUGGAUAAGGAGACGGAGCACAUGUGCCGGCGCCUGGUGACCCCGGAGCUGCAGUACAGCAGCGCUCUCUACAAGAAACAGUUCCCCCCAGAGCCCCCCGAGACCCCCCAGCCCACUCCCUCUGGGCAAGGCAGUGCCCCACAGCACCGGCUGGAGGGCACCCAACACUGACCCUCCCUGCCCCCUCCAGGCAUCUUCUCCAGCCGCCUUGGCUGAGGGCAGUGAGGCACUCAGAUCCUGGGCUUGGGGGCUGCUCCUGCCCUGGAGAGGGGGUGGGCUGGGAGCUGCUGGCAGCCCCCAGUCACCUCUGUCUGUGCAAGACUGUGCACAAGCUCUGGGUGCUACACACUGCUGUGGAGCAGGACGGGCUGCAAUGGGGGAUCCCAGGGGCUCGACAUGACUUUUCCAGAGGGAACCCUCCCCCCUCAGUCAGCAGCUGAAGCCUCGGCAGCAGGGAGCAGAUCCAGGAAGGCAGCCCCAGUCCCCACGCCAGAGACUGCAACAGUGCAGGGCCAAGCUGUAAAUCAGAGCCGUGGAGUUUGAUUUACAGCUUGGGAAUGAGUCUGUCUGUCUGUCCAGCUGCAGCUCUCCUCCGCUCCACCUUAAUGCUACCGUGCUGGAAAAGCAGCCUCUUAAUUAAAAAUAACAAUAUCCACUGCCACUCCUUAAAUUCCCCUUAAUUACAUCAAUUUGCCCCAGUAGACAAUCUGCCUGGUAGACACUCUCCCCAGCAGCCCAUGAAACAGAUCCCAAAUAUCUGAAAA
This is a messenger RNA of Pipra filicauda (Wire-tailed manakin), 3101 nucleotides long. RefSeq names its product galactose-3-O-sulfotransferase 2-like. Gene Ontology annotation, cellular component: membrane. Gene Ontology annotation, biological process: glycolipid biosynthetic process. Lineage: Eukaryota; Metazoa; Chordata; Aves; Passeriformes; Pipridae. The coding region runs from base 715 to 2508 and encodes 597 amino acids. Gene Ontology annotation, molecular function: galactosylceramide sulfotransferase activity. The transcript is spliced from 4 exons. The record is from RefSeq and is a predicted model, not a curated record.